Molecule: messenger RNA, 3203 nt
Organism: Prorocentrum cordatum
Lineage: Eukaryota; Dinophyceae; Prorocentrales; Prorocentraceae
Source: the annotation of a GenBank genome assembly
CUCGGUGGCAGGGCCGCCACCUCCACGGAGCGCUUGAGAUACGACGAGACGCCGAUGUACACCAGGCUCACGGAUCGCGAGCAGCUCCCUGCACCUGCUGCCCGCGUACCCCCUGCAGAUGGCGCUGUUCAGCAGAGGCAGCAGGUGCCUGUCAGCUGCACGUGCGAGACCUCCCACAUCGCCAAGCUCCUCAACACGCAACGGAGUUAUGCUAUGUUGUUCGAAGCUCCUGGUCACGGCAUGGUCGCCGUUCAUGUUCCAAUGGAUGGCCACAUCCAGUCGAUGGCCCGAGCGACAGCUGAGGUGUUGCACGAGUCCACGGAGAGGAGCUCCCCGAUGAUGGCCGACAUCGCCGCGCUCUUCGAGCGCACGCAGAGGAUCGUCACCACCGACGGGGCUAGUUCUAUCACCCGAUUCGAGCGGAAUUUGUCCAGAGAGCGGAGGGCCUCGAGCAGCACUUUGAAAAUAACGCGUGAGAUACGUCGCGCGCACGGCUUCUUCAAGACUGUCCUCUCACAGGUCAAGUUGCACACCGCCAUGAUGGUCCACGUUGCGAGGGCCCUCUGCACGUCGGAUUCGAUGCGCCUCUUUCGCUUUGCAUUGCGGCGCGUGAUCUCGGGGGACUUGGCGCGCCGCGAGAACGCCAGACAUUCGCGCGUCGACCUCGAGAAUAACACCGUGCUUCUGGGUACGUUCCCCGAGCCACCCUCGGGCCCCAUUCGGCUGAGGCGAUCCGUCAUCAUGUCCUUGGCCAGCGGCUGCUGGCCCAACAGGCGCAUCGUGGAGCAUUGUUGCCCGGGGUGCUGCGAAUCCAGAGAUGAUCGCAUUUCAAAAUUCAUGUCUUUGUUCGUCGCUUGCCUUGCCAUUCGCAAGCCGCCAGUAUGGCCUAGCAGUCGCUGGACAGGCUUCGGCGAGUGCACGGACUGGUUAGGGCUGCUGGAGUGUUGCCACGGCCUCCUCGCGCGAACCCAUGUCGAGUGGACUGGUGUCGACGUGGCUGUCCUCGGUGGGCCUCUGGAUCACAACUUCGCCAUCGGUAUGUACAGAGCCGGAGAUCAUGAGCUUGACGAGGACGGCGACGGCCAUGCGGCCGGCGGCGGCGGGCAGCAAGGCGGCGGGCAGGCAGCGCGGCGGAACGAAUUGAGCCUCGAUGAUCGGCGGCAGGAGGAGUCGAAACACAGGGCGCACGGGGCCAGGUGGUUGUGGAAGUGUUUUUCCCUCGCCCAUCUCGUCCUCAUUCGUCGAGUCCUGAAGCCCAUGCUCCGCAUUAUGAACCUGUGCUUGAAGUUGGCAGGCGACGCCCACUGCAGGCUCGUUGACUUCAGGAACGCGCAGCGUGCUUCUGGCAUCGGCCCCGAUAUGAUUGUGGACGGGUGCCCGUUGAUCGCAGCAAGCAGGCUAUUGUGCGAGACGGAGCUGUUCAAUCAGCUGCAGUUUUUGAUGAGUGACCCGCGUGAGUGGGCUAUCGUGCCAGUUAGCUGCCGUAUAUCAUCGCUGCGCAAGCGCGCAUUCUUGCUGCUGAGCCAGCUGGGGUGCAUGUGCAACGUUCUCAGGGAACUCCACCAAUGCUACCCGUUCAAGCUCUUCCGCUUGGUUGGGGGGCCUCAGCUGACGACGGAGAUCGCCGACGAUUGCGAGGACCUCAAGGACGAUUUGGGCAAGGCCGGCCACGCAACGAUCAGGCGGUCUUUGGUAGGGUUGAGCGCGCAGGCGCACGCCGUGCACAUCAAGCGCCUUUCAGCCCAGGGGAUCUGCGAGCUCUCCAGGAAGAAGGGCCGACGACUGCGGAGCGGCUCUGUUCGACCAGCGCGGAAGACGGCUCUCAAGACUUUGUCUUCAUCGGCGGCCGCCGUGUGCCAGAGGAGACGCAGAGGUCACGGCGGCGCUGGGCGCGCUCUCAGAGAUUCCACGUUGGGCACGUCAGGGCGCCCAGACUUGCACGAGGCAUCUUUGGCGCGCGCUGCCCUGGGUCCCGAGGAGAAGGCCGAGCAUGCCAGGGCAGGCGCCAUUGCCACCAGGGCAACGAGAGCAGGCGCCGUCAAGCCGUUCGGCGACGACACCAGGCGCGCUCUCAGGAGGGUUGCGAGAGACAGGACGGGGAUCGCGUUGGCGGAGAUGGCCGAAAGCAGACAGGCGCUGUGCUCAGUUGCUUCCGCCGCUGGCCAAACUGAGCUGGCCGCCCCCGCGGGCGUCUGCAGCGUCGGUGCCGGCCCCUCCGCAGCCGAGACGUCCAUGGCCAGCGUCGUCGGCAUAAAGCGCCAGCUUCGCUUGGAGCCGAUGCGCCGCAGCAUGGGAGCUUGGGGGGUCGAUGGUGCCACUGUCAGGCGGCGCGACGCACGAGGCCAAAGGUUUAUUCAGUCUACCUUCGGGCAGAUGGGCGCCACUGCAAGCGGGCGCGCCGAGUUCGCCCCAUGCACUUCAUCAGGGGCGCCCUUGACGUCGUUCGUGUGGGAGUCCCUCAGCAUCGCUCAGACGGUCAGCAGGGCUCUGUCGUGCGGUGGUAGCAGUUCCAGAAGCCAGCUCACCGAUGCAUUGAAUAACAUCUGGUCGGGGUUCCACGAGACAGUCGACCACGUUGAUCGGCCAGAGUGGGCGGAUGACGGCCCCGCGCCUAAGCCUUGCACCAGAGCGGGUUUCUGCGUUUGCGCUGGCCCUGGGCGCGACGUAAAGACGUUCAUCGCUGGAGUUAAUAUCGCCGUGGAGCGCGCUUGUCCAGUUGGCCCGAGGCGAAAGCAGCUCCACCCACAAGCAGAAUGCUUCAUUUUCUCGCUCGGUCAGCGGCAGCCCACGGAGGAUAAUACCAUGGACGUGAAUCUCGACACCGACCGUUUCAUCGAUGGGCUUCCGCAUGCUGAAGAGGUUAGGUACCAUAUUGGCCACCAGAGACUAACGCCAUGGAGAUCGGACUUCCACAUGGUGAGGUACGACUUCAGUUCCGGAGCUUUUGCGGUGCCAUCUCGUGCUCGGUUGUCGGCCACCAGCGCAUUUUCAAGUUCGCGGUGGGCAAUGAGAGAUUUUGACCGCUCGCUGCGCUGGCGCGCAUGCGUCUACAAGGUCUCGUGGAAGCGCGACCCCAUGGGCACCGUCGCCCCCGACUGCGUCGACGUUGAGCUGCCGGGGCCGCCCGCGGGCGCAGGCGCGCCCGUCUGUCGGGUUGUCUGGUUGCCUCCUUGGGCGAUUGUGAAGAGGAAGCGGGAGAACGG